UUCCGGAGGGAGGCGGAAGAGCCUCUCGGCUCUACUCUCUGGAAUCCCGGGAUCAGUGAGGGGGCCACCCGGGGUACAGGAAAGGGCCGCCGGGGCGGGUUGGCCGCCCUCGGGGUGUCGGGGCUGCGGGUCUGAGGGAUGAGGAGGGGCCAUGGCCAGCGACGGGGCCAGGAAGCAGUUCUGGAAGCGCAGCAACAGCAAGGUCCCGGGCAGCAUCCAGCAUGUGUAUGGCGCCCAGCACCCCCCAUUUGAUCCACUGUUACAUGGCACCUUGCUCAGGGCCACACCCAAGGUGCCGACCACGCCGGUGAAGGCCAAGCGAGGCAGCACCUUCCAGGAGUUUGAGCGCAACACCAGCGACGCCUGGGAUGCCGGCGAGGAUGACGACGAGCUCCUGGCCAUGGCGGCCGAGAGCCUGAACACCGCGGUCGUCAUGGAGACGGCCAACCGGGUCCUGCGCAACCACAGCCAGCGGCAGGGGUGCCACAAGCCGCCGGGGGCUCUGGGGCCCGAGCAGAAGCCAAAGCCUUCGGUGGAGCCUCCUUUGGUCCCGAGUGGUGACCUCCGGCUGGUGAAGUCUGUCAGCGAGAGCCACACGUCCUGUCCCGCAGGAAGCGCCAGUGAUGCCGUCCCUCUGCAGAGAUCCCAGUCUCUCCCGCACUCGGCGACCGUGGCACUGGGUGGGGUGCCCGAGCCCAGUACCCUCAGCAGCUCAGCCUUAAGUGAAAGAGAGGCCUCCCGGCUGGACAAGUUCAAACAGCUCCUCGCCGGCCCCAACACAGACCUUGAAGAAUUGCGGAAGUUGAGCUGGUCCGGGAUCCCGAAGCCCGUCCGUGCCAUCACGUGGAAGCUGCUCUCGGUAAGUCCCCCCGGGCCUACCUGCCCGUGCAUCUUCCUCCUGCGAGGACGGGCUCCCCUGGCCUGGCCAGGCUCCCGGCCCUGUCACGUGCCCUGUCUGUGCCGUGGUGAUCUGGGCCUUUGCCAGGGCCAAGGUGGCAUUUCCCACCCUUGCUUGGUUUCAAGCUUGGUGGAGUUCCGUCACCCCGGUGGAGGCUGCAGAUGCCUGAGCCCAGACCCCAUGCAAAAACAGAAAGAAUAUUUUGCUUUUAUUGAUCACUAUUAUGAUUCCAGGACGGAUGAAGUUCACCAGGACACAUACAGACAGAUCCACAUAGACAUCCCUCGAAUGAGUCCUGAAGCAUUAAUACUUCAACCCAAAGUGACAGAGAUUUUCGAAAGGAUAUUGUUUAUAUGGGCCAUACGUCACCCUGCCAGUGGAUACGUUCAGGGGAUAAAUGACCUCGUCACCCCUUUCUUUGUAGUCUUCAUCUGCGAAUACAUAGAUGAGGAGGACGUGGACACCGCCGACGUCUCCUGCGUGCCUGCGGACGCGCUGCGCAACGUGGAGGCCGACACGUACUGGUGCAUGAGCCGGCUGCUGGACGGCAUCCAGGACAACUACACCUUUGCUCAACCUGGGAUUCAAAUGAAAGUGAAAAUCUUGGAAGAACUCGUAAGCCGGAUCGAUGGGCAAGUCCACCGGCACCUGGACCAGCACGAGGUGAGGUACCUGCAGUUCGCCUUCCGCUGGAUGAACAACCUGCUGAUGCGCGAGGUGCCCCUGCGCUGCACCAUCCGCCUGUGGGACACCUACCAGUCGGAACCUGAGGGCUUCGCGCAUUUCCACCUGUACGUGUGUGCUGCUUUUCUCGUGAGAUGGAGGAAAGAAAUACUGGGAGAACGAGAUUUUCAAGAGCUGCUGCUCUUCCUCCAGAACCUGCCCACAGCCCACUGGGGCGACGAAGACGUCAGUCUGCUGCUGGCCGAGGCCUACCGCCUCAAGUUUGUCUUCGCGGACGCCCCCAAUCACUACAAGAAAUGAGCCCGGGCCCACCGCCGUGGCCUCCCCGCCCCGGGCAGCACACCCCACUGCCGGCCGGCUGAAGGCCACGGCCAAGGAGAGGCCUUGCUGGAGCGGCUGGCUGGGACGUGGUCCAGGGCCUGGCGAGGGCCAGGCGGCCUCUGUUUUCUGAGAUACCAAAGAGAGCCAGGGAGGGUCCCGGCCACGCGGGGCCAGAGAGGGGCCGGGCGUCCCCCUCUCCCGACCCUGGAGCAUCCUUGCCAAACGCCCACCUCGUGGAGCCCCCAGCCGGGGCGGCCUGAGAGGCAGACCCUCUCCGAGUGGCCUGCUGUCCGGGUGCCAGAGGCAGAGGGAGGUGGCAGCCAUCUCCUUACCUACUUGGAAAUGUAAAAAUUCUAUUCUGUUGAGUGAAAGAGAAUAAAACGUAGACAAAGUCACAAGUGAAACGUUGCACUAACCUAUGAAAUCUCUGCUCUCCCAGGCCUCUGACAGCAGGCGGAUUUCUGUAACUUCGUCACUUUAGCUUUGCCGCGUACUUGCUCCCUCGGCUUAAACGUGGCUGGAAGGCAGACGGCGAGCCUGGGGAGCCUCCGGCUGCAGCAGCUGGGAGCAGAGUGCGGCCUCUAGAAAUUGCCUUACUUUCCAUCCAUGACCUCUGGAAACAGAGAACCGCCCUGGCUGGUCUGUCGAGGAGGCUGCGCGGGCAGGAGCCCUUCCGCUGUGUGGUGCGGGGCGUCGGGCGGACGCUCAGCCGCCAGCCACAGCCUCGCUCGCCUGGGCCACCUGGACAGGUGGGUCCAGACGCUCCAGCUCUGUGAUCGGAGCCGUGAAGGGCUCCGCUGCUGCACCUGCACCCACACCGCGGGGGCCAAGUGGCCCGCGCCCCUCUGCUUGCUGCGUCUCCGGGUGUGUUGUGGACUUGAUCGCUGCUGCUGUGUGUUGGUCGCUGGGGCCGUGAGCCCAGCUGCAGAAGGUGCCAGACCCGCCCUGACCUGGGCUCUGCCGGGGCCCGUCCUGCUUCCCCCACAUUGCCCGCCCCGGCCAGAGAGCACCUGUCACGGGCAUGUUGCCCGUGGUGACGUGGACACCCCCGUGGAGCUCUAGGCCACAGCCACAGCCUCUGAGCCCUGAGCCCAGGACAGGCUCCUGACCUCUGCCCCAGACUUUCAUCCACGCGCAGGCAUCUCUUCCCACCACCUGCCAGCCCUCCCGGGGCAGCCCUGCCACCACCCAUCUUGGCACAGCUCAGGUGCCAGGUCGCUGCCCAGAGGCUGUGCAGCCGAGGAUCAAAGUACACAGUUGCACGUGUGUGAUGCUGUGCGUUCCUUAUUUUUGGCUCGUUACAUGUGCGUGGAAAUCAGCACAAAAUACUGUGCAAAUGUCAGAAGCCCCCAAAUCAGCGGAGGGACCUGCUUGCCUUAGAGCAGACGGAGAGCACCCCUACUGGCCGGUCCCUGCCCCCCACCCUGGCAUCAGGGGUUCCUCCCGGCGCAAGGCCCCCGUGGCCCGCUGCUGCUUUCCUGCCGGGCGUCCAGUUCCACGAAGGCCCGUCCUGCUUAGACCCCGGGCACUGCCCGCCGCGGCUCGGGUAGUCUGUGCAGCCCAGAUGCUGGGGACAUGAAAGUUGUCCCCUGGAGGCAGUUGACGUUUCAAAUAGGAAGCAUCUACGAAGUUCGGUGAGGCCCUGUGCGUGUUUCCAUGUGUAUGUAAACCUGGAACUGAACGCAGGGGGUGUUGACGGGGUCCUUGGAACCUGAGCCAAUCCGUCUGAAGUGAUCAGAGGCUGUUCUGUCUGGAAUACAAUGUGCGAAACACGGAAUAAAGAUGCAGUGAAAAUCCA
Molecule: messenger RNA, 3701 nt
Organism: Delphinapterus leucas (beluga whale)
Lineage: Eukaryota; Metazoa; Chordata; Mammalia; Artiodactyla; Monodontidae
Source: RefSeq, a predicted model, not a curated record